AUGGGGCAAGACAGGGAACAAGUGACUGAUAAAACUAAACUACAGAGAAAUGAUCCAAAAGAAAGUCAAUAUGAGGAAUACAAGAUGUACCGUGAACGAUCUUCCUAUAAUAGGGAUAGUUCAUCCGUUAAUACCAAGAGAGAUCAGAGCCCAAAGAGACCUACUUUUAACAUCGGGCCCUCAGGAAUCUUGGGCCAGCAAGACUCCAAAGAUCUGAAAUCUAAGUCAAGCUCAGAGAAAGAAAAGAAUUACAGCGAGCCGCCAGAAAAAACCUCCCCUCCGAAGGAUAAAUACUACAUCUUUCUCUUCAAUGACAUCUACCCUGAUGGGAAACGAAUCUCUCUGAAUAAUUCCUUUUACACUUUGGGCAAUACUGACGACUGUGAUUUUAAACUCGCAGAUGUGGACAUUGGUCAGGUAAACACCGUUAUUCAAUUCAGGAAAAUGAAAGGUACAAUAAAGCCAUACAUUAUUGAUCUUGGUUCUAUGUCUGGGACUAAUGUCAAUGAUAUUCCAAUACCCCCCAAGAGAUAUCUCGAAUUGAAAAAUUCCGAUUCCAUCAUCAUAGGAGACUCGUCUUCUGAGUUUAUAUUCAUGAUCACAGGUUAA
Messenger RNA from Komagataella phaffii GS115, 609 nucleotides. RefSeq lists its product as hypothetical. NCBI's taxonomy places the organism in Eukaryota, Fungi, Ascomycota, Pichiomycetes, Pichiales, Pichiaceae. Gene Ontology annotation, molecular function: protein binding; mRNA binding. The transcript has a single exon. The coding region runs from base 1 to 609 and encodes 202 amino acids. The record is from RefSeq and is a predicted model, not a curated record.